Molecule: messenger RNA, 2274 nt
Organism: Syngnathus acus (greater pipefish)
Lineage: Eukaryota; Metazoa; Chordata; Actinopteri; Syngnathiformes; Syngnathidae
Exons: 13
Coding region: 140-1993 (617 amino acids)
Biological process (GO): SMAD protein signal transduction; BMP signaling pathway; anatomical structure morphogenesis
Cellular component (GO): heteromeric SMAD protein complex
Molecular function (GO): RNA polymerase II cis-regulatory region sequence-specific DNA binding; I-SMAD binding; DNA-binding transcription factor activity, RNA polymerase II-specific
Source: RefSeq, a predicted model, not a curated record
GCAGGCGAGUAAACAUUCAGCCAGCCAGCCAGCCGGCCGGCCGGCCAGCCAGCCAGCACUCCGUCCGUACACUUGAAGCAAUUGUCGGACAGCUCAAGCAACGGUCUUUCGGUUCAAGUUCUUCUCUUCUCUCCGUCUGAUGUGGGCUGAUUCAGAACUGGGCCAUCAUGAUCCCAGUGAACCUUCAUUGGCCGACCAACUUAAUCCCAGCACUAUCAUGUCGGUGAACCCUCCGAGUAGCAAUGACGCCUGCCUCAGCAUCGUCCACAGCCUCAUGUGCCACCGGCAGGGCGGCGAGAACGAGGGCUUCGCUAAGCGGGCCAUCGAGAGCCUGGUCAAGAAGCUGAAAGAGAAGAAGGACGAGUUGGACUCGCUCAUCACUGCUAUCACCACCAACGGUGUCCAUCCCAGCAAGUGCGUCACCAUUCAGAGGACGCUCGAUGGACGACUACAGGUGGCAGGGAGGAAAGGAUUUCCUCAUGUGAUUUACGCACGGCUCUGGCGCUGGCCCGACCUCCAUAAAAAUGAACUCAAGCACGUCAAGUUCUGCCAGUACGCCUUUGACCUCAAGUACGACAACGUGUGCGUAAACCCCUAUCAUUACGAGAGGGUGGUUUCUCCAGGCAUUGUCGGUCUCAGUCUUCACAACGCAGUGCCGCCCGGUGGUCUGAUCAAAGAAGAGUACAUCCACGACUGUAUCCAAAUGGAUCUCCCGCCCGGUAUGCCGCUAUCGGAGCACCAAGCGGCGCUAAAGAUGCCUCCGCCCGAUCACUACGGCCAAGCCCUGCCUCCUCCGCAUCUGUCGUCCGAGCCUCACGGACCUCCGCCGGUCACCAGAUACACACAGCUGCCCGUCUCACCCAAAGUGUCAAACUCUGGCUCCAUGCUGCCACUCCAGGCCAGUAGCCAUGUUGAUGGCCGCCCCGGGACUGCUUCCCCACAGGUCCAAGUGAUGACACAUUCACCACGUUCCCCGACUCCAAAUCAGCAACAAGGUCCCCACCCACCUCAAGCUGCCCACCCACAGCAAUCUUCUCUACCUCCUCAAUCCCACGGACAGAACGGAUACAGCGGCGGCGGCGGCAAACAUUCUCAGAGCCAGGCUGCCUUCCACACGGUAUGGACAGGCAGCAGCACAGCCUCCUACACUCCCAUCGGACCCCCGCAAAAUGGACGUGCUCAUCAGCCAAGUCCCCUUCACCAUCCAAACCAACAUUGGUCUCAGCAUCACGCUUCGAGCUCUUUCCCUCCUUCCGUUUCCAACCAUCCAGUUGUUUAUUGUGUGCUAGGACCGGAGUUUUGGUGCUCCAUCUCCUAUUUUGAAAUGGACGUUCAGGUGGGCGAGAUGUUCAAGGUGCCGUCCAGCUGCCCCGUGGUGACGGUGGACGGUUACGUGGACCCGUCGGGCGGUGACCGCUUCUGUCUGGGCCAGCUGAGUAACGUUCAUCGCACGGAUGCCAGCGAGAGAGCCCGAUUACACAUUGGGAAAGGGGUGCAGCUGGAGUGUCGUGGCGAGGGCGACGUGUGGAUGCGCUGUAUGAGCGACCACGCCGUGUUCGUACAGAGCUACUAUCUGGACAGGGAGGCGGGCCGAGCGCCGGGCGACGCUGUGCACAAGAUAUACCCCGGAGCCUACAUCAAGGUGUUUGACCUCCGACAGUGCCACAGACAAAUGCAGCAGCAGGCGGCCACGGCUCAGGCCGCGGCCGCCGCGCAGGCGGCUGCCGUGGCGGGAAACAUCCCUGGACCGGGCAGCGUCGGAGGCAUAGCACCUGCAGUCAGUCUGUCGGCAGCAGCGGGGAUCGGCGUGGAUGACCUUCGGCGACUCUGCAUCUUGCGUCUGAGUUUCGUCAAGGGUUGGGGGCCCGACUAUCCCAGGCAGAGCAUCAAACACACGCCGUGCUGGGUCGAAGUCCACCUUCACCGGGCUUUGCAGCUUCUGGACGAGGUCUUGCAUACCAUGCCCUUAGCUGAUCCGGGGCCUGCUAACUGACACGUGGCUUCGUUGAAUGCGCUCGCUCACACAGAUCCAAUCCUUUUGCUUGAUACCAAAUAGAAAGGAAUUCCAACGAAACGACAAAAGACAGACUCAAACGACGCUUACAAUCGAUUUACACGACAACAUGCAUCGCAGCAUGACACCUCGAUUCCACUCAAACGGGUCCCGUGAUGUCGACAAAGACCGCAACACGAGAUGGUGUUUUAAAAAUGUGAUACACUCUACUGGGAAAAUGACAAUGCAGUUGCAGAUCGAUCUUAUUUUUAUGAAUGAAU